AUGGUACCGGCUCGGCCCAGCCGGGUGGUCACUAUGGUAACUAGAGGUGGGUCACGGCUGUGGGCGCAUGCGCGCGGUGCCGUUGAGUUGCGCGGCGCGCCCGCGGGCCCCUCAGCUAUCUUCGACAUGGCGCUGAGACGGCGACGAGGCGUCCGGGUCUGCGCCCGGCUGCCCGACUUCUUCCUGCUGCUGCUUUUCAGGGGUUGCUUGAUAGGGGCUGUGAACCUCAAGUCCAGCAACCGAAACCCAGUGGUACAUGAAUUUGAAAAUGUGGAACUUUCUUGUAUCAUUACGGACUCACAGACAAAUGACCCUAGAAUUGAAUGGAAGAAAAUCCAAGAUGACCAAACCACCUAUGUGUUUUUUGACAACAAGAUUCAAGGGGACUUGGCUGGUCGUGCAGAAAUAUUGGGGAAAACUUCCCUGAAGAUCUGGAAUGUGACACGGACAGACUCAGCACUUUAUCGCUGUGAGGUGGUUGCUCGAAAUGACCGCAAAGAAAUUGAUGAGAUUACCAUUGAGUUAAUUGUGCAAGUGAAGCCAGUAACCCCUGUGUGCAGAGUCCCCAGGGCUGUGCCUGUAGGCAAGAUGGCGACACUGCAGUGCCAAGAGGGCGAAGGCCAUCCCCGGCCUUACUACAGCUGGUAUCGCAAUGAUGUACCGCUGCCCACAGACUCCAGAGCCAAUCCCAGAUUUCGGAAUUCCUCCUUUAUCUUGAACCCUGAGACAGGCACUCUGGUUUUUAGUGCUGUUCACAAGGAGGACUCUGGGCAGUACUACUGCAUUGCUUCCAAUGAGGCAGGCUCAGCCAGGUGUGAUGAGCAGGAGAUGGAAGUCUAUGACCUGAACAUCGCUGGAAUUAUUGGAGGAGUUUUGGUUGUCCUAUUGGUUCUGGCUCUGAUAACGUUAGGCAUCUGUUGUGCAUACAGACGUGGCUAUUUCAUCAACAAUAAACAGGACGAAGAAAGUUACAAGAGCCCAGGGAAGCUGGAUGGAGUUAACUACAUCAGGACAGAUGAGGAGGGUGACUUCAGACACAAGUCGUCAUUUGUGAUCUGAGAUCAGGCGAUGUGACAGAGCACAUGCAAAUACCUCUACCCCUGAAGGCAGCCGUGAGCCACGUGCACUCGGACAGAGCUAGACACUCAUGCAGAAGCUUUUUAUUUUGGCCAAAGUUGACUGCUACUUCUUAACUCUUUAACAAGCCUCACAGAAAAAAAGAAUCUUCCUCAAAAUGGGCACAGUAACCACCAGGACAGGACACAGAUGGACAUCACUAUUGAGCUCCCAGUAUGUUGCCAGCCCAGUUUUCAUGAGGGUGUUAACUAGGAUCACCGACAUCAGCUUUCCUUGGCUGAUGAACACCCACUUGCUGUUCAUGUUCAGCAUUGGCCGAGGGAGCAGACAAGGUGGCUGAGCAGUGUUGGCAGCAAUAUUGAGCACCACAGGAAGCCCAGGGCCUUGACUUCCCGCUCUGCCUGGGAAAGGAUGUGCAUGCAGUGCUCACUCUGUGAGCCCUGACCCUACUGUGCUGUAUUUCCUUAAGGCCUUGGCGGUCAGAGUUCUGUCUUGAAAAAUCUUUUGGGAUCGGCAUUUUCCAAAAAAACCAUUAUCAGGAAGAUAAAUUGCUUUCUGGAUGAGGGCUCUGCUUACCCCAAGGAAAACUGCUUGUCCAGAGUAUCAGGAUUUAAGAAAACCUUGUCUUAGGCCAAGUCUGAAAUGGUACUGAAGUAUGCUUUUCUAUGGGUCUUGCUUAUUUUAUAAAACUUUACAUUCUAAAUUUUUGCUAAAGAUGUAUUUUGAUUAAAAAGAAAAUUUCUAUUUAAACUGUAAAUAUAUUGUCAUACAGUGUUGCAAAAGCUAUUUUUUUUAAGAGUUCAACUUACUAUGUUAAAUUGGAAAAUACCAAUAAUUAAGUUUUAUAACCAAGGAAUUCUCCUCUCAGAGGUUUACUAGUACAUUCCUUUGUCCAUUAAAGUUUAAACAUUUUCAUGAGAAAAUUUAUGCUGUCUGUAUAGCAGACCACUGUUGCUUAAAAAGCCUUUAAAAAAUUCCAGUCUAGCAAUGUUGGUAUCUGCAUCUCUCCAAAAGAAACCCUGGGACCCUCAGGUUGGCUUUGAACAGCCUCUUCCUGAGAUCAGUAAAACUGCCUAUACCCAAAGACUGCCAGAGGCCUUAGACAUGUGUACAUGCCCACAUUGGUGGCUAGUCCACGCCACCGUUCAAGUCAGUUUGGGCCACUAACUCAAAAAAAAGUGUCAGCCAGAAUGCCCUCCUCCACUUCGCAGUUGUGACCGUGCUUCUUCUCUCAACUAACUCUAGUAGUGUUGUCAGUGGGCUCAGCAGUGCUUGGAGGGUCUCAGGCGGUAUCCUCCAUGGGUUGCCCAGCCUGCAGCUUCCUGUGACACCCUCUUUUGGUUAUGGAUAGCUAUGAAUCAAAGCAGUCACUGCCAUUUGGUUUUUAGGUUCAUUUCCAUUAUUUGUUUAGUCAGAAAGACUGUAGGGCCAAGGCAAAUUUGAAAUAAAAGCUGUCAACUACAAUAAUAUUUU
Dipodomys spectabilis (banner-tailed kangaroo rat) is the source of this 2550-nucleotide messenger RNA. RefSeq names its product junctional adhesion molecule 3 (gene Jam3). Gene Ontology annotation, biological process: cell adhesion; angiogenesis. NCBI's taxonomy places the organism in Eukaryota, Metazoa, Chordata, Mammalia, Rodentia, Heteromyidae. The record is from RefSeq and is a predicted model, not a curated record. Gene Ontology annotation, molecular function: protein heterodimerization activity; protein homodimerization activity.